Messenger RNA from Tachysurus fulvidraco (yellow catfish), 4465 nucleotides. It is a transcript of the gene rasa3, whose product is annotated as RAS p21 protein activator 3. NCBI's taxonomy places the organism in Eukaryota, Metazoa, Chordata, Actinopteri, Siluriformes, Bagridae. The coding region runs from base 109 to 2610 and encodes 833 amino acids. Gene Ontology annotation, biological process: regulation of GTPase activity; intracellular signal transduction; negative regulation of Ras protein signal transduction. The record is from RefSeq and is a predicted model, not a curated record. Gene Ontology annotation, molecular function: GTPase activator activity. The transcript is spliced from 24 exons.
CGGGUUGCGCUGUCGGCCAGUGGGCUCGUGGUUCAGUGCGCGAGUGCUGGAGAUUCCGGGUCCGUGAAGGAAACCUCUCCAAAACACGAUAAACGUGAAAGAGCGAGCAUGGCGGUCGAAGAGGAAGGUCUUCGAGUCUUUCAGAGUGUCAAAAUAAAAAUAGGAGAAGCCAAGAACAUCCCUCCCUACCCCGGGCCGAACAAAAUGAGGGACUGUUACUGUACGGUGAACCUGGACCAGGAGGAGGUGUUCAGAACCAAAAUCAUCGAGAAGUCAUUAUGCCCAUUCUACGGCGAGGACUUCUACUGCGAAAUCCCACGCAGCUUCCGACACCUCUCUUUCUACAUCUUCGACAGGGACGUCUUCAGGAGGGACUCCAGCAUCGGUAAGGUGGCGGUGAAGAAGGAGGACCUUCAGAAGUAUCAUGGUAAAGACACGUGGUUCCAGCUGCAGCCCAUCAGCGCAGAUUCUGAGGUGCAGGGAAAGGUUCACUUGGAGCUGCGCCUGAGCGAGGUCAUCACGGACAACGGAGGCGUCUGCCACAAGCUGGCAACCCGGGUUUUAGAGUGCCAAGACCUGCCUAUUGUUAACGGACAGUGCGAUCCUUAUGCUGCUGCGUCCUUACAGGGGCCGUCCAGAUCGGAAGCCAAGAAGACCAAGGUCAAGCGGAAAACCAACAACCCUCAGUAUGAUGAAGUCUUCUACUUUGAGAUCACCAGACCACUCAGCUACACCAAGCGGCAGUUUGACGUGGAGGAGGAGGAUGUGGAUAAAUUAGCGCUCAGGGUGGAUCUGUGGAAUGCCAGUAACCUGAAGUUCGGAGACGAGUUUUUAGGAGGCGUUCGGGUACCACUGAAGGUUUUGGGUCAGGAAGGCGUUCAUGACGCAUGGUACUUCCUGCAGCCGAGGGAUAACUGCGGUAAAUCGGUGAAGGCCGACGAACUGGGUUCUUUACGACUCAACAUCGUUUACACAGAGGACCAUGUCUUCCCUUCAGAGAGCUAUAGUGACCUCACUGACCUGCUGCUGCAGUCUGCAAACAUGGAGCCUGUAUCAGCAUCAGCAGCCCACAUCCUUGGAGAAGUGUGCCGGGAGAAGCAGGAAGCGGCCGUCCCUCUCGUCCGGCUCUUUCUGCACUUUGGCAAAAUCGUGCCUUUCGUCAGUGCAAUUGCCAAUGCAGAGGUUAAUCGCACACAGGAUCCCAACACCAUAUUUCGGGGCAAUUCGUUAACGUCUAAAUGCAUCGAUGAGACCAUGAAGCUGGCAGGAAUGCACUAUCUACAGGUCACUCUCAAGCCCAUCAUCGAUGAGAUCUGCACUGAGCACAAGCCUUGUGAAAUCGACCCUGUAAAGCUAAAAGAAUCAGAGAAUCUAGAGACCAACAGGGAGAACCUGCGGCAGUACGUGGAUCGCAUCUUCAACGUCAUCACUACCUCCGGCGUCAGAUGCCCCACCGUCAUGUGCGACAUUUUCUUCUCGCUCCGAGAAUCUGCCGCCACCCGUUUCCAAGUGGACCAAGACGUGAGGUACACAGCUGUCAGUAGCUUCAUCUUCCUGCGUUUCUUUGCCCCGGCGAUCCUCUCACCCAACCUGUUUCAGCUCAGGCCUCAUCAUCCAGAUCCUUGUACAUCACGGACUUUGACUCUCAUCUCCAAAACCAUCCAGACCCUGGGAAGCCUUGCCAAGUCGAAAUCAGGCAACUUUAAAGAGUCUUAUAUGGCUGCGUUUUACGAUUACUUCAACGAGCAGAAGUAUGCAGAUGCUGUGAAAAACUUCCUCGACCUGAUCUCGUCGUCUGGGAGAUGGGACCAGAAGAGCAUUGAGACGCCCAUCAUGUUAAAAGAAGGAUUUAUGAUCAAAAGAGCACAAGGGAGGAAACGGUUUGGCAUGAAGAACUUCAAGAAGAGAUGGUUCCGGCUCACCAAUCACGAGUUCACGUACCAUAAAACCAAAGGUGAAGGAGCUUUGUGUAGAAUCCCCAUUGAGAACAUCUUGGCUGUGGAGAGAUUAGAGGAGGAGUCUUUCAAGAUGAAGAACAUGUUUCAGGUGAUCCAGCCCGAGCGGGCGCUGUACAUUCAGGCCAACAACUGCGUAGAGGCACGGGACUGGAUCGACAUCCUGACUAAAGUCAGCCAGUGUAACCGCAAGCGUCUGAGCACCUACCAUCCUUCAGCCUACCUCAACGGACACUGGCUAUGCUGCAAACAGGCCAUAGACUCUGCUCCAGGCUGCACCCCCUGCACUGGUGGCCUGCCUGCAAACAUUCAACUUGACAUAGACGGGGACAGAGAGACCGAGCGCAUCUACUCACUGUUCAGCACCUACAUGUCCAAACUCGUCAAAAUGCAAGAGGCGUGCGGCAGUAAAUCUGUGUAUGACGGACCCGAACAGGAAGAGUACUCCGGCUUCGUCAUAGACGACCCACAGGAGUCUUACAAGAUCCUCAAGCAAAUCGUCUCGGCUGUGCAAACGUUGGAGCAGCAGCAUGCACAGUACAAGCGAGAAAAGUUCAGGAAGACCAAGUACGGUAGCCAGGAGCAUCCAAUCGGCGACAAGAGCUUCCAGUGCUAUAUCCGCCAACAGUCAGAGAGCUCCACCUACUCGAUCUGACCCUGCCCAUUACCACAAUGCCCUUCUCUCUGCAACUAAUAACACGGCAAUGCCUGUUACAUCACAGGAACAAUGAGUCGUGAUCAUUGACCGAGAAAGGAGCGUGAGAUUAAAAGUAAUCUCACUCAAAUUCCUCCUUUUGUAGGUCGUACAAACCCAAUCGACAGCUUUCCACAGAACUGUGUGCACUUUAAUCGUCACACCUGCCCCGCUGACGAUGAAGCUCUGCCUCAUGGCAAAUUUUUCACUUAGGGACUUUGUUUUUAGGUCUUGAGAAUUUUAUUGUAGUUCUUCUAAGUCUUCAGGACCAAACUGCAGGUUUGAGAACCCUCUGCUUUUCACUUUCAUGCACAUAUUUUAUGUGCACGCCUGUUAACGAGAGCCUCCUGGCCAAUCCCAGCUCAGAAGAGUUAGAAUCUACCGACUUUAUCUUUAGGAUGCACGGACACAUAAUCAUCAGCAUUUCUUAAUGCAUGGUAGCAUUUUUACCUCUGGCAAAAUAGCUUUAGCCAAAGUAACACACAACGAGUAGGUACUUAAUUCUUCUGAACUGGGAUGUCGACUGAAAGGACCUAUCUGAAUCAGAUGUUAACUGUAACUGCUUGUUUUUUUUUUUGUUUGUUUUUUUCAUUAUUAUAAUGGCAUUGUUUUAUUAUAAUGACAUCUGUCUUAGAUGAACUAUGUCGUAAUGAAAAGUGUUUCUUUAUUUUUCCUGCACCUUGUCCAAAUCCAGACUUUUUACAGUAUUGUUACACGCUUUGGAGAACGUUCCUUAUGAUCCCCAGCCAAAUAUAACAGCAACUGAAGGAUUAGAGCAGAUUGGGAAACAGAUUUAGUGAUAUAAUUUUUCUCAAAGUAUCUACAAAACCUGAACUGGGCAUAGACACUAUCUUGACCUGGCAUCUGGCAUGAUACUAAAACUUGUUACUCAGACUCCAAUUUAAAGCCAGUACCUUUUUUUUUUUUUUUUUUUUUAAAUGAAAAAAAAGAAAGAAGAAAAAAUCCAAUCAUUUUAAUGUUUUAAUUUAAUUUAAUCUAAUUAGUCAGUUUAAAUAUACAGAUUUUAACAGGUUCCCUUUUGCCAGUAAUACCAGUACCAGCCAUUUGUGGUCUUUUGUACUUUUGUUGUGUUUUAUGUACUGUAAAUAAUGCAUUUGUAACCUGUGUCUUGUACUGAGAUUUAUUUCCCUCUGAGAGCUGUGUGUGUGUGUGUGUGUGUGUGUGUGCGUGUGUGUGCGAGACUGAGAACUGAAGGAUGCGUGAGGGAGAGAUUUCUUAUCUUAAUUAUUAUGUUCUAUUUUAACAAACACUUUCUCCCAACACUUCUAAAUGUAACAUAACUAGUGUUGUUUAAACCAGCACACUUGUGUAUUACAGAAAUUUGUGUAAGUUACAGAAAUGUACUAAUGGCCCAAUUUCUUUACUAUAGUUCAUCCAUUGGUGCAUGCUUAGUGUGAAUAUAUUGUUUUAAUAUAAGCCAGACAAUUUUUGCUACCCACUCCAAAAAGGUUCAGUAUUUAUUUUUAUAUCACAAUAUACAUUUUUUUGGGUGAGAGUAUUUGAGUACAAAAGAUCUCCAUACACAGAGUAUGAAAGAUGCAAUAAUUUCCUGAUCAGUUAUUUUAUGAAUAUCCGAUCAGUUACAGAUUAAUAAUCGAGAACUCGUGUUAGCUUUGGAUCAAUGCUCCUCACGGCGAUACCUUAAAAAGGGGAGAACGGUGUAUUUUGUAUAAUUCUAUAAAGAGUAUUAAUACAAAUUUGUGAUGUGUAGAGGUUGAUGUAAAAAUGAAUGAUGAAAAUGUAGAUGCAAAAAAAAAAUUUGUCUAAAUGAAGGCAAUAGCAAUGAACCUGUGAA